Molecule: messenger RNA, 2413 nt
Organism: Pyricularia oryzae 70-15
Lineage: Eukaryota; Fungi; Ascomycota; Sordariomycetes; Magnaporthales; Pyriculariaceae
Product: SWR1-complex protein 4
Exons: 1
Coding region: 325-2295 (656 amino acids)
Biological process (GO): DNA repair; negative regulation of transcription by RNA polymerase II; chromatin remodeling
Cellular component (GO): NuA4 histone acetyltransferase complex; Swr1 complex
Molecular function (GO): transcription corepressor activity
Source: RefSeq, a predicted model, not a curated record
GCCCAUGAAUCAAUCGACCAAAGAGAUUUUCCGUCAUCUUAAAAUCGAGUAAAAAGCAUACAAAUCCAUCGAGAUAUUGACAUCAAUCAAACGCGCAUUUGAGUCUGAUGGUGAUUAUGAAAUGGGCUGCUUUUAUGCUCCUUGAUGCGAUCGCAAAGGCCGUUUAAGUCCUGACCUUUGGUCGUUUUUUGCUCGAUUAUCCAGGAUUUUCCUAUCGCGGUCCCAUUCCUCACAAGCCUCAGAGGCCCGCUCCACCCGUAGCCUCUACCAUCUGUCGGGUCACUUACUCGCCUCGAACGUCAACCGCCACCACCACCCCCCAACAUGACUUCACUCGACGUCCGCGACGUACUUAACCUACCACAGGAUGGAAGCGCACCACGACCAUCCAAAAAAGCCAGACAAUCAGCCCCGCGCACGAACCUGAAGGGCCUGGCUAGAGAGGUCCAGAGCCUGGGCGGCGACAACCCCAUAGCUAUCGUCCCCGAAACCUCUGUUUUCAAGAAGCGGCGACAGGCGAGCCGGAAGCCCGCUGCACGAUGGGAGCUGCGACAGUUUAGGAAUUCUGCGAGGGACGACCCCAGCCUGAUCUUGCGGCACUGGUGUAGGAAGCAGGAUGUCACCGGCGGCGUUAAUGGCGAUGCGCCGAUGGAAGGCACUGGGCAACCGCCACCCCCUAAAGAUGACAUCGAGGACUCUGCGUUCGCCAAAUUUAACGUGAAGGUUGACGUUCCACAGUACAACGACGAUCAAUAUAAGUCGAGGUUGCAGAGCGCCGAAUGGACCAAGGAAGAGACGGACUACCUGUUGGAGCUCGUUAGGGACUUCGACUUGAGGUGGCCCUUGAUAUGGGACCGAUACGACUACAAACCUGCCCAGGCCGACGGAGAUGCGACGAAUGGAAACAGCUCCGCGGUUGUGUCCUUGGCAUCGACGCGUUCGAUGGAGGACCUAAAGGCGCGGUACUACGAAGUUGCUGCCAAGAUGAUGGCAGUUCAGAAGCCGGCACAAUACAUGACGAACGACGAGUUCCAACUAUACGAAACUAUGCUAAAAUUCGACCCGGUUCAGGAGACGCAAAGGAAGAAGUUCGCCGCCAACUGUCUUACGAGGACAAAGGAGGAGGCCCGAGAAGAGGAGUCAUUGCUGCUCGAGGUCAAGCGCAUCCUGGCCAGGCAAGAGCGAUUCAAUGAGGAGCGCAGGGAGUUGUACAACAGACUGGACUAUCCGCCAACCUCGGAUACCACCGACAUAAGCAGUUUCAAGACCAGCCAAGGAUUAAGCAAUUUGAUUCAGAAUAUCGUGACUGCGGACAAGACCAAGAAGCGCAAGUCUCUCAUGGCUCCAGAGAGUGCAGGCGGUGCUGCGGCUGCGGCUGCAACCACCGCCGCUCCUGCUUCUGCAGGCGCGGCUUCGAAUGCACAGCCCGCAAGUGCCACAACAGAAAGCCGGCGCGAGAGCACUGCGGCAACCCCCGCAGGGAAUCACAGGGAUUCUAUUUCUGCCGUCGAGAAACCCACUCCCGUCGAGGCGCCUACGAAGGGGAGCAAGAAGGGCUCGGCCCAAACAGAGAGGCGCAAGCUCAACGAGCACGAGGAGCAAGUCUACGGUGUUUCAUUCCACGACCGACUCAGCUCUGGGCCGACCUUCCGCAACGAGAAGGUCAACAAACUCUUCUCUCACAAGAGCAUGCAACAGCAGCAGCGUAUUACGAACGUGCUCAACGAGCUCGACAUACCGGCGCGCCUCGUCAUGCCGACCGCUGCCGUCACUUCACAGUUCGAGCAGUUGGUACAGACUGUCACACAGCUCGUCGACCUGCGGAAACAGAUCGACAAGCUGGAUGGUGAGAUCAAGGUCGAGCAGGCACGCAAAACGGAAAGAGAAAAGGCGCAGGGUGCCGCCGCAAGCCAAACGGACGGUGCUGCCGAUGCUGCCAAGGCUCCAACAGAGGGCGGCGACAAGACAGCCACUGCCCCUGCAAAAGCCGACGGCGAGAAACCACUCUCUAGUAAAGCCGACAAUGCUGCCGGUGGCGAGGCGAAUGGGGACAAGUCCACAGUGGCUGCGAGCGCCGAAGCAGAACUGUACAUGAAUGGUGAAAAGAAGAGUGCCGAAAAUGGACAGGCGACUGAGGAGGAAGUAUCGGCGAUAAAGGACGAAGAAGUUGCCGAUAAAGAUAAAACAACAGGCACGCGGCCUGGGUCAAGAGGCUCAAGGCCAGGAAGUCGAAACAAGCGCAGUGCGAGUGUGCUGUCUGCGGGUAGUGACAAGGGCAAGAGACAGAAACGUUGAGUGUAGAAUAUAAUUCAUGAGGCCACCUUUUUCCAACAUUAGCAUCUGCGGUCUUUUAUCCUAUCGCAUAUUACGUGCUUAAUAUGACCUGGGGCAAUGUCCCCGAUGAAACGGCAUA